UUCGCCGUUUGCAGCCUGGAAAUCUCCCCGCCAACCAGACGCUGGCAGAAUGAACCCAUGAUUUGGCAAACUUCGGGGCUUGGGUGGCCAAUAACACCAGCGACUGGUUUGUUAAUUAACUAUUGAAAGUGAAAGUCGCUCAGUCAGUGUCCGACUCUUUGCCACCCCAUGGACUACACAAUCCGUGGAAUUCUCCAAGCCAGAAUACUGAGUGGAUAGCGUUUCCCUUCUCUAGGGGAUCUUCCCAACCCAGGAAUCGAACCCAGGUCUCCCGCAUUGCGGGCGUAUUCUUACCAGCUGAGCCACAAAGGAAGCCCUAAUUAACUGUUGGAGGUUGCUUAAUUGAGCAUCUGUUGUAUCCAGGAGCCAGUGACAACUCACACGCUGUCAUUUAUUUUUCUCAGCAAGCCUACAGGUGGGUGCUGUCACUCCCAUUCUCCCAGCUGAGCUGAUCCUUGGAAGCAGGUAACUUUUAAAAAGUAAACAGAAGCAUUCAUUAAGCGGUGGAGCUGAAAUUCAUGCCCAUCUAUCUUGCUUCACAGCCAGCGCUGUUUUCUCUGAACUUUGACAUUUCCAGGAUCUGGACAGUAAAUAUGCUAGAUCCUUCUGGAAGCUAUUAAAAACCUAGACAACAGGACCCAAAGGACUCGCUUAUGCUAAGCCCCACUCACCAACCAAGACUUAAGUAUCGUUUUGGCUCUCCAGUCAAUCAGCCAUCAUCUGAUCAGCACUAGUUAGAUCUGUGGUCCCCAUCCUUUUUUGGCACCCGCGGCCGGUUUUGUGGAAGACCUCCCCUGGGGAGGAGACGGUUUCAGGAUAAUUGAAGUGCAUUACACUUAUUGUGUAAUAAUAUUGUGCACUUUAUUUGUAGUAUUAUGACAUCUGCUCCACCUCAGAUCAGAUCAUCAGGCAUUAGAUCCCAGAGGCUGGGAACCGCUGAGUUAGGUAACCUGAUAGACCCCCCGCAUUCCCUAGGAAAGGAAUCUUGCAACAACCAAUUUCCUUGUUCCCGCUCCCUUCUGCCUUUAAAAGUCUUUCAUUUUGUACACCUCUUCAGAGCUCCUUUCUGUUGGACUGGAUUGCUGCCCUAUUUGAAUCAUUUUUUUUUUGUUUGUUCAAAUAAAAUCUUGAAAAUUUUAAUAUGCUUCAGUUUAUCUUUUAUCAAAUAUACAAUCAAUACGUGGUCGUCUGGACAGACAACUAGGGGGUGGGGAGAAGCUGGCCUUCGUAGCUCCCCUGUAGGUUAGCGGAAACGCAGAUUCCGCAGAGCGGGAGCCUGUGGCAGGGUGUGGGGGACCUGGCGUGCACCCAAGUGCGGCUGCAGUGACCUGCGCAUGCACGCGCCAGGGCGGGAAGCCUAGAAGCGCUGCACGUGGCCGGGGUGGCCGUUGCAGACUUGGCACAGGGCCUGGCAGAGAGGUGCGCUGAAUAGGGGGACCGGCGGGAAAGUGCUGCUGCUGGGUCUGCAGGGGCGAUGCAGACCCUGAAACCGAAGUCGAAGUCUCGGCCCUUCUGCUUCAGCGUGAAAGGCCACGUGAAGCUGAUACGAUUGGCACUAGUUGUGACAUCUAUGACCCUUUUCAUCCUAGCACAAGCGCCAGAGCCGUACAUUGUUGUCACUGGAUUUGAAGCCACUGCUACUUUAUUUUUCAUAGUUUUAUAUAUAUUCAGACUUGAUCAAUUAAUUAGCUGUUUAUUUUGGCCUUUACUUGAUAUUAUCAACUCAGUGGUAACAGCAGUAUUCCUGAUAGUUGUAUCUGUGUUGGCACUGAUCCCAGAAACCACAACAUACACAGUCCUUGGAGGGGUGUUUGGACUCGCGGCCUCAGUGUUCUCUAUUGCCGAUGGGGCACUUAUUUACCGGAAGCUGCUGUUUAAUCCAAGUGGUCCUUAUCAGAAAACUGAUGCUCAUGACAAACUAUGAGUUUUGUAAAUUUAUAUCCUUUUUAGUCGAUGCUAAGUAUUAAACAUAUCUCUUUUUCUAACA
Messenger RNA from Cervus elaphus (red deer), 1987 nucleotides. RefSeq names its product chemokine-like factor. The transcript has 4 exons. The record is from RefSeq and is a predicted model, not a curated record. Gene Ontology annotation, cellular component: membrane. Lineage: Eukaryota; Metazoa; Chordata; Mammalia; Artiodactyla; Cervidae. Bases 1475 to 1924 code for a protein of 149 amino acids.